Messenger RNA from Gastrolobium bilobum, 981 nucleotides. RefSeq lists its product as uncharacterized. The record is from RefSeq and is a predicted model, not a curated record. The transcript has a single exon. Bases 1 to 981 code for a protein of 326 amino acids. NCBI's taxonomy places the organism in Eukaryota, Viridiplantae, Streptophyta, Magnoliopsida, Fabales, Fabaceae.
AUGGAAGUUUCAAGCAAGAUUCUCAGAAGAUCAAUUCACAGUUUUCUUCAAAACUAUCAUUAUUUCACCUCAACCACAGCUUUUCUAGCCUUUCCAUUCUCAGCUUCAAUACUCCUCUCACAAGCUUUUGUCCCUUCUACUUCAUCCCUCCUACCUCAAAUAUACAAUCACCUAAGAACCCUGUUUGAUGCUGCAGGCUUUCCCUCAUCAUCACAAUUGUUUACCAUUCUUAACCUUAAAGUUUCUCAAACAAUCACUUCCUCAAUAUUCACCCUUCCUUUCACCCUCACUUUUCUCCUCAUUGCAAAAGCAUCCAUAAUUCUAGCUCUUAAUCAACAUAAACCAACUUUGCCACCUUCCUUCACUUCUAUAAUAUUCCAUUACAAGCCACUCCUCCACACCUAUAUCUUCAACUUUUUCUUCAUUCUCUCUGCAUAUGCAACUUCUUUUUGCAUCCUUUUUUUCGCAUACGGCUUCGCGGAAGGGCUAGGAUACUCUUCCCCAAGUUGCAUACUUUUACUCUCAGCUGCAGCUGCAGUUCUCUUUUCAGUGAUCCUUGCCAAUGCACUUGUGGUAUGCAACAUGGCACUGACUCUAUCUGGAAUGGAGGCACAUGGAGGGUACAUGGCAAUUCUGAAAGCUUGUGUUCUUCUAAGGGGAAGAACAUCAAUGGCUUUGUUACUAGCAUUGCUUGUCAAUGUAGGCUUGGCUUCCAUUGAGGCCUUGUUUCAAUUCCGGGUUGUAAGAGCCUAUCAUAUUGGUGGAAAGUCAUGGCCUUCUAUGGCAUUAGAGGGCAUUUUCAUUGCUUACUUGUACUCAAUUCUCAUCAUCAUUGACACAAUUGUUAGCUGCAUGUUUUACAAAAGCUGCAAGAUGGGAUCAUGGGUUGAUCAGGAAGACAAACUUUUGUCGAGGAUCGAAUUCCCUGAUGAGGACAGUAAUGGUUACAUGGGAUUCAAGAAUUUUGAAGAACUUCCAUAA